Molecule: messenger RNA, 354 nt
Organism: Loa loa (African eye worm)
Lineage: Eukaryota; Metazoa; Nematoda; Chromadorea; Rhabditida; Onchocercidae
Product: acidic ribosomal protein 1
Exons: 2
Coding region: 1-354 (117 amino acids)
Biological process (GO): translational elongation; cytoplasmic translation
Cellular component (GO): ribosome; cytosolic large ribosomal subunit
Molecular function (GO): protein kinase activator activity; structural constituent of ribosome; ribonucleoprotein complex binding
Source: RefSeq, a predicted model, not a curated record
AUGGCAAAUCAGGAACUGGCAUGCGUUUAUGCAGCACUUAUUUUGCAAGAUGAUGAAGUUGCAAUUACUGGUGAUAAGAUCUCAACGAUCUUGAAGGCUGCACAUGUUGAUGUGGAACCAUUCUGGCCAGGAUUGUUUGCUAAAGCUCUGGAUGGAAUUGACGUGAAGUCAUUGAUAACUAACAUCAGUUCAAGUAUUGGUAGUGCUGGUGGUGCAGCAACAGGAGCAGCAGCACCUUCUGCAGCAGCAGCAGUAGCACCUGCUGCAGCACCUGAAGAGAAGAAAGAGGAUAAGAAGAAGGAAGAGCCAAAAGAGGAGUCAGAUGAUGAUAUGGGUUUUGGUCUUUUCGACUAA